AUGUCCUCCUCAAAUCCCGGCAACUUCGCCAACCGCUCCCACGAGCAAGUCGAAGACAUCGCCCGGAAGGGCGGCCAGUCCUCCCACAACUCUGGCUUUACGCAUAUGGACGAAUCUAGACAGAAGGACAUCGCAUCGCAAGGCGGCCAGGCUAGCGGCGGUAGCUUUAGACCUGGUGAUCCGCGGGUCAGAGAGGCUGGUCAUAAGGGAGGUUUGAGUGGUGGGCAGCAGCCGGAGGAGUAA
Messenger RNA from Aspergillus glaucus CBS 516.65, 243 nucleotides. RefSeq lists its product as uncharacterized. The coding region runs from base 1 to 243 and encodes 80 amino acids. The record is from RefSeq and is a predicted model, not a curated record. The transcript is spliced from 2 exons. Lineage: Eukaryota; Fungi; Ascomycota; Eurotiomycetes; Eurotiales; Aspergillaceae.